GGCUUAAUGACCUUGACCGUCUACUUGCAUGGAGAAAGGAUGUGAAUAACUUUAAUUUAUACUUUGUUGUGCCACCAGACAUUUUUGGAACAUUUCUCCUGCAAAGAUACAAGACAACUAAAGACAAAGAUUGCGUAAAAAAACGAUCUAGUAAUGCGAUGUCAGGAGAUGAUGAAAAUAAGGAAACAACAAGGAAGGAAAUGAAUAAAGAUGUGAAAAAAUGA
This is a messenger RNA of Racocetra persica, 224 nucleotides long. The record is from the annotation of a GenBank genome assembly. NCBI's taxonomy places the organism in Eukaryota, Fungi, Glomeromycota, Glomeromycetes, Diversisporales, Gigasporaceae.